AAUUUUAGAGAGGAGAAUGAUGAAGUUUGCACUCACCUUGAUUGUGUUACUUUGCGUGGUGGUUGCCAGUGAGGCUCUUUCAUGCCAACUUGGAGGCAAUCCUCUGUGCUCAAAGUCUUGUGCUUUCCAGGGUCGCAAGCACGGAGGACACUGUGAAAUGCGUUACGUCCCGGAGGAAAGACGCAAACGUUUGGUCUGCGUAUGUAAUUAGUGAUGCUCUGAAAAUCACACUGAGGAUCACGAAUAAAAAGGCUUUGAUAGUGAUGCUUCGUUGAUCGAACUUGCCACCCAUUUAUUCGCCA
This is a messenger RNA of Cylicocyclus nassatus, 302 nucleotides long. Lineage: Eukaryota; Metazoa; Nematoda; Chromadorea; Rhabditida; Strongylidae. The record is from the annotation of a GenBank genome assembly.